AUGUGGGCACAGCUAGCUUUGGAGGAAAUUCAACUUCAUUUGGUCCCAUUCUGGGUCCAAAUCAGGGGUGUACCCUUGUAUCUGACCACAGAAGAAAAUGCAAGAAGGCUGGCAAGGGCGAUUGGUGAACUAAUGGAGGUGGAAAAUCUAUCAAUUGCUAGGGGAUUUAUGCGAGUUAGAGUUAUGGUGAAUACUAGAAAUCCUUUGAUUCCAGGUUGUUGGCUACCUCAGUCUAAUGACAGAGAUACAUGGGUCGAAUUUCAAUAUGAAAAACUUCAAGAUUUUUGUUAUAAUUGUGGUAGGAUUAGGCAUGUAAAUUCUGAAUGUGCUUUCAGACCAAAUGGAAGUGGAGCUGCAGGAUAUGGGGAAUGGAUGAAGACUGCGGCGGUUCGAGAUAUACAGGAAAUCAGUAGACCAGUGGUGAGCUUUCAAGGAGAGAGAAGACUUGCAGGGACAAAUAGGGAGGCCAGAAGGGGAGAACAGGAGAGGCGAGUGGAUGAGGAAAAUUUGCAGAAGGUUCCUGUACAACAAGAGGGGGUACGAGCUUAUCUUGAUGUGGCAGCUAAUGCAGAAGGAGUGGAGAUACAAGUUAGAAGUGAAGGCGAUGGUGGCUGGCUUCAAACAGCCACAAUGUCGCCAUGA
Malus domestica (apple) is the source of this 642-nucleotide messenger RNA. The record is from RefSeq and is a predicted model, not a curated record. Lineage: Eukaryota; Viridiplantae; Streptophyta; Magnoliopsida; Rosales; Rosaceae.